AUGACUGAACCAAAGGAUGAGUACCCGGCCUCUUUCACCGGCAAUAUGGACCACUGGGCGGAUAAUAGUCUCUUCGUCGAGGGUCAUUCGAACACUACCAGUCUGCCCCAAGAGGCAAACGGGUUCGACGUUAUGACCCUCGAUAUGACCGAUCUAGUCCGCAAGAUCCAAGAGUUGAGCCACCUCGGUAUCGAGGACAACAAGAUUGCCCUCCCUAAAAUCUGUGUUGUCGGAGAUCAAAGCACUGGCAAAAGCUCUCUUAUCGAGGGUAUCUCGGAAAUUCAAGUACCGCGCAGUGCGGGCACUUGCACGCGCUGCCCGAUGGAGAUCAACCUCUCAGAGAGCCAGCCCGGUGAGGCUUGGAAGUGUGUCGUUUACCUGUCUCGUCGAUACUGGUACGACCCUAACAAGCGCAUGCGGGUCGUCCAGAGGAAGGCUCAGACUCUGGGGCCAUGGGUUCCCAUGGAUGGUCGAGAUGAGGAAGUCUUUGUGACCCUGACCGACAAGUCUCAGGUGAAAGAUGCAAUUAAGUGGGCUCAGAUUGCUGUUCUGAACCCCAACCGCGAUUCCCAGAUCUACGUACCAGGCAGGAAACAGCAGGGCACGGAUGAGUCGACCACCGUCUCACCAAACGUCGUCCGUUUGGACAUUUCUGCUCCAGGCUUCCCAGCCCUUUCAUUCUAUGACCUCCCCGGCGUUAUCAGUCAGGCGGAACAUGAUGACGAGAAGUACCUCGUCAGUCUCGUCGAAAAUCUUGUGAGAUAUUAUGUUUCACAACCGAAUUGCAUCGUGCUCCUCACUUUGACGAUGACUGAUGAUGCUACAAACUCGAGUGCAGCAAGACUGAUCCGCGAUAUCAAGUCGGCCAAGGAGCGUACUUUGGGAGUUCUUACCAAGCCAGAUCGGAUCUCCCGAAUGGAGUCUUUCGAUCAGUGGAAGGAGAUCCUUGCCGGCCAGAAGUUCAAACUUGGUCAUGGCUAUUUCGUUGUUCGCAAUAACGGGGAUCCCACCGUGGAUCAUGCAAAGGCAAGAAUGGAGGAAGAGGCGUUCUUCUCCGACCCGUUCUGGGUUGGGUUACACUCACAGCACCAAGACCGUUUCGGAAUUCGACGCCUCCAGACGGCUCUGUCGGCCAUUUUGAUGGAUCAAAUCCAGAAGUGCUUACCUUCUAUUAUUGCCCAAAUUAACGAGAAGGCCUCUAGCAUCGAUGCCGAGCUCAAGACUCUACCGGAUCCUCCCACUGAAAACUACCAGCGGAUCCUGACCGAGAAGGUCGUUACGCUUGGUAUGAGGUUUCGCGGAGUCUUUGAUGGUGGUUCUGGUAAUGGAUCAUCAAGCAAUCUGUUCCAGAAGUACUGGAACCGCCUGGCAAUGGACUUCCAGAAGGCUUUGGCCAUUACGAAGCCAACUCUCAUCACAGCUACAGCUUCCGAUGUGGAUAUUAAGCCACAGCGGAUGGACUCGGACUGUGAAAUGAUUCUGGGUCCGUCGACACCGCGUUCCAAGCGAAAGGCGCCUGGUACAGAUGCUCGCCCGCCCGAGCCUCAAUCUCCUGUGGCCGUUAAUAGCCCGAGCUACGCCACAAAGGAUGUCUUCGAUAAGUGGAAUGGGCCGAGCCGAAAGAUCACUCUCAACGAAAUCAGGGACAUCAAGGAAGAGUCCCACCGAGCUGGGAUUCCCAACCAGAUUGACCCUAGCGCGAUCGAAACUCUGAAUCGCGCGAGUGUGAAGCAUUGGGAUGGCCUAGUCAAUGCAUUUGUGUCUGCAACUUGCAAUCUCGUGUUGCGGGUGCUGGGGAUGAACCUCGAUGAGGUAAUUGCCCAAUACCACCAGACAGGCCUUUACCGAGAGCUGCGUCGAGUGAUCAGUGAGUUUGUGAACCAACUCCGCGGGGCAUUCCUGGAUGAUGCCAUGGCGCAUUACAAGAUUGAGUGUGAGAAGCCUUUCACCAUGGCUCAGUUGCUCCAUAAGGAAGCUCAAGGCAACGCUCUUCGUGGACUGAUUGUUGGACGCAACCGCUCUCGCGCCCGAACCUACCUACGGAGCGCUGCUCUGGAUGCGAAUGAUGAGUCCAGAAUCGCUGAAAUUAUUAAAAACCUGGCUCCCGACACCUACUCCCAGGAAGUUGAGAUGAUGGCGAGUUCGCGCGCAUAUUACGAAAUUGCCAGCUCUCGUUUCCUGGAUGUGAUCUGCCAGUCUGCUUACGCAAAGGUGUUUUCGAAAUGUCGCGACGAGUUAGUUCACGUCAUCAAUUCUCAGUUGAACGCCGACUCUAAUGAUCGGUGCAUGGAGUUGAUGGCCGAGGACCCCGAAAGACAGCGCCGUCGAAUCACCUUGCUUGGGGAACGAGCAAAGCUGAGCAAGGCACAGCAGUGGAUUGACUCGAUCCGGCGGAAGGAGGAUGGGGAGGACACAGAGAUGUCCGAGAACACUGUUGGUGACAGCUUCUCUCCGCUCACCGAGUGGAUUGAUGAGUCCAUUUGA
Penicillium cataractarum is the source of this 2484-nucleotide messenger RNA. Its product is annotated as putative dynamin GTPase. Gene Ontology annotation, molecular function: GTPase activity; GTP binding; microtubule binding. The transcript is spliced from 3 exons. Gene Ontology annotation, cellular component: membrane; microtubule; cytoplasm. NCBI's taxonomy places the organism in Eukaryota, Fungi, Ascomycota, Eurotiomycetes, Eurotiales, Aspergillaceae. Bases 1 to 2484 code for a protein of 827 amino acids. The record is from RefSeq and is a predicted model, not a curated record.